UUAAAAGGUAGAGUAGUAUAAAUUAAUUUAAAAAAUAUAAUUAUCAAAAUGUCAGAGUUUAAUACCGAGUGUUUAAUUACAAAAGGAUUACGAAAAAAUUUAUUUAAACAGUCAUCGAAUGUUAUUGAUCAUGGCGAUGAUGAAAUAAUUAAAUUAGAAAGACAAUUCCGUAAUGCGUACAUGCUAAAGUCAUUAGAGGCGCAAAUUGCCGAGAAGGAGGCUAAUAAAAUUUCCCAAUCUAUUCAGGAUAAAUUACAAAUGGAUUUAAUCGAUUACGAUAACAAAAAGUUCAUUGAAAACGAGUGUAAAAAAAAAAUUAAAAUUAAAAAUCAGCAGGAAGAAUACGUCGGUUAUUUACGCAAACAAAUUGAGGUGAGAAAAGAAGUUCGUAAAAGUGAAGAAGAAAUGGCGCGAGAGGAACGAAAAAUUUUAAUUGAAGUUGACAAAAUAGUUGACGACAUGCAUGAGUUAAAAAAAAUUCAAAAACGUAAUUUGCUAGCCGAUAAAUUAAGACGUGAGAAAUUAAUAAUGGAAGAAAUAAAGGAAGUAAUGAAUGCGAGAAGACAAGAAGAAGAAGCAGAAGUGGAUAAAAAAAAUAAUUUGUAUUUAAAUGAAAUGAAGUUGAGAGAAGAAAUGGAUAAAAUUACUCGCGAUUACGAAAAAAAAUUACGUGACAGUUGGAUUGAAAAAGUUAGCGAGUUACUUAUGAUUGAUAUGGAAAAGAAGAAAGAACAGUAUGAGCGAGAAGAUAUCAUUUGUGAGUUAAUCGCCGAGGAUAUUAAGUAUGAGUUAAUUGUAAAGGAAAAUGAAAAUAAAUCGCUGAUGAGGGAGGGUAAGAAAAUUUAUGCGAGAGAUUUAAUGGAUCAAAUGCUGGAGUCCAUUGAAUUAGAGGAAGCUGCGCGUAAAAGAGAUGAAAUUUUGACAGAAAAAGUUAUCAAGAGAGUUAUGGAAGAGGAUAAUCUUAGCAGACUCACUGCUCAAGCACGGAAACGUAAACAACUACAGUAUAAAGAAGACUUAGCUAAGUUUAUCGAGGACGCCAGGAGAAUACGUAAAGAAAUUCUGGCAAAGGCACGUGCUGAGUUUGAAUUAGAAUCAUGGAUUGAGAAUGAAAUAACGAGCAUUCAAAUUGAGGACCAGCGUAGAAGAUUAAUUGACCGACAUGCUAAAAAUGUUGCCGCUUAUUUGAAAAACGGAAUCAUUAGAGAAAUGAAAUGAAGAAGAAAUUGAGUCCGGACUUGAUAAAUUUAUAAAAUUAAAAUUGUUAAUUUAUUAAUGGACGAUUUUUAAAAAUAAAAAUUUAUUAAAAUAAAUUUUUGGGUUUUUAUUAACAAAAUAAAUAAUUAUUUAUUUUUAAAAAUAGCUUUUAAUUGAUAUACUAAAAAAAUUGGAGUAAACGCGGAUUAAAUCCGGAGCGGGUGACUUUUUAUUUAUUUAAUUCCCUCGGAGUUGAUUUUAAAAUUUACUCCGAAUCUGAGGAAAUUAAAUCAAGAUCACUCCCGAUUUUUCAUAGUGUAGUUAAUGGUGUUGUAGUUAAUUAGCCUGGAGUUGU
This is a messenger RNA of Microplitis mediator, 1552 nucleotides long. Its product is annotated as meiosis-specific nuclear structural protein 1-like. The record is from RefSeq and is a predicted model, not a curated record. The transcript has a single exon. The coding region runs from base 49 to 1218 and encodes 389 amino acids. Gene Ontology annotation, biological process: cilium organization. NCBI's taxonomy places the organism in Eukaryota, Metazoa, Arthropoda, Insecta, Hymenoptera, Braconidae. Gene Ontology annotation, cellular component: motile cilium.